AUGGAAGAUACUCAUGCUAUAUCUUUGAGGCUCCUAGAUGUGUGUGGCAUCAUUAAGGAUGCCCUUUUGCAAAUAAAGGAGUGCACACAUGAACUUCAAUCCAUUAUGCGCAGAAGACGAGGAGGUGACAUGAGCUUCAUGAGUGAGGUUAGAAAAUAUCUUGCCUCUAGAAAGGAUGUCAACAAGGGAACCGACAAAAACCAUGAAACUCCAGCUGUGAUCAACAUGUUGAAAGAGUUAGAUGCAGUAACUGUUGCUGUGUUUGAAUCCUUGUUGUCCUUCAUAGCUGGUUCGAAAUCAAAGUCAAGCAGUUGGUCAUUAGUUUCCAAGCUAGUGCAGCCCAAAAGAGUAUCCUGUGAGGGUGAGGAAAACUGCAGAUACAAAUGA
This is a messenger RNA of Prunus mume (Japanese apricot), 387 nucleotides long. Lineage: Eukaryota; Viridiplantae; Streptophyta; Magnoliopsida; Rosales; Rosaceae. The record is from RefSeq and is a predicted model, not a curated record.